Molecule: messenger RNA, 597 nt
Organism: Oncorhynchus masou masou (cherry salmon)
Lineage: Eukaryota; Metazoa; Chordata; Actinopteri; Salmoniformes; Salmonidae
Exons: 1
Coding region: 1-597 (198 amino acids)
Source: RefSeq, a predicted model, not a curated record
AUGCGAGAAGGCACGGCAGGGGGGAAGGCAAGGAGGCACAGCCAGGGAGAAGGCGAGAAGGCACGGCAGGGGGGAAGGCAAGGAGGCACAGCCAGGGAGAAGGCGAGAAGGCACGGCAAGGGGGAAGGCAAGGAGGCACAGCCAGGGAAAAGGCGAGAAGGCACGGCAGGGGGGAAGGCAAGGAGGCACAGCCAGGGAGAAGGCGGAGGCACAGCCAGAAGGCACGGCACGGGGGGAAGGCAAGGAGGCACAGCACAGCCAGGGGGAGAAGGCGCCAGGGAAGGCACGGCAAGGGGGAAGGCAAGGAGGCACAGCCAGGGAGAAGGCGAGAAGGCACGGAGGCCGGGGAAAGGCACAGCACAGCCAGGAAGGCAAGGAGGCACAGCCAGGGAGAAGGCGAGAAGGCACGGCAAGGGGGAAGGCAAGGAGGCACAGCCAGGGAGAAGGCGAGAAGGCACGGCAGGGGGGAAGGCAAGGAGGCACAGCAAGGGGGGAAGGCAAGGAGGCACAGCCAGGGAGAAGGCAAAGAGGCACAGCCAGGGGGACGGCGAGAAGGCACGGCCGUGGGGAAGGCGAGAAGGCAAGGCAGGGGGGUAG